This is a messenger RNA of Phycodurus eques (leafy seadragon), 1825 nucleotides long. RefSeq names its product ras-related protein Rab-8A. The coding region runs from base 42 to 662 and encodes 206 amino acids. The transcript is spliced from 8 exons. Gene Ontology annotation, cellular component: synaptic vesicle; dendritic spine; trans-Golgi network transport vesicle. Lineage: Eukaryota; Metazoa; Chordata; Actinopteri; Syngnathiformes; Syngnathidae. Gene Ontology annotation, molecular function: GTPase activity; GTP binding. Gene Ontology annotation, biological process: protein secretion; cellular response to insulin stimulus; Golgi vesicle fusion to target membrane. The record is from RefSeq and is a predicted model, not a curated record.
ACGGGCGGGAUAUCCGCAGCGGUAAAGCUCGAGCUAAUAACAUGGCGAAGACUUACGACUACUUGUUCAAACUGCUUUUAAUCGGCGACUCCGGGGUGGGGAAGACGUGCGUGCUGUUCAGGUUUUCGGAGGACGCCUUCAACUCGACGUUCAUCUCCACAAUAGGUAUUGACUUCAAGAUCAGAACAAUAGAAUUAGACGGGAAGAAGAUCAAGUUACAGAUAUGGGAUACAGCAGGACAGGAGAGAUUCAGGACAAUCACAACAGCCUACUACAGAGGAGCCAUGGGCAUCAUGCUUGUAUACGACAUCACCAACGAGAAGUCCUUUGACAACAUCAAGAACUGGAUACGAAACAUAGAAGAGCACGCCUCUGCAGACGUGGAGAGGAUGGUCCUUGGUAACAAAUGUGACGUCAAUGACAAGCGACAGGUGUCGAAAGAAAGGGGAGAGAAGCUGGCCCUGGAGUACGGCAUCAAGUUCAUGGAGACCAGCGCGAAGGCCAACAUCAACGUGGAGAACGCCUUCUUAUCCCUCGCCCGAGAUAUCAAAGCAAAGAUGGACAAGAAGCUGGAGGGCAACAACCCCCAAGGCAGCAGUCAAGGAGUGAAGAUCACGGAGCAGCCCAAGAAGAGCAGCUUCUUCCGCUGCUCGCUCCUGUGAGCUGUCAUCGGCAUCCACCAUCGAUCGCCUUAACUUUUGUCCUCCCCCCGCCACUGGACAGAACUGGACAGAGACGGCUCACAUCGCUCCUUUAAAACGUCUUAACCCGUCUUCCUCUUCACUCGGCUAUUACCCCCCCAAUCCGUCGCUUUAUACAAGUCUUCCCAUGAUUCCUGUGAAUUGAACUACAGUGGCCUGUUACGUACGUGCUGAAGCCAAUAUGUUUUGUACAAAUGCUGGUUAAGAGUAACAACUGUAGAUUUUGACUUUUAAAGAUCCACCCAAAACUUUUUUUUUUAAUUUAUAUAUAUAUAUAUAUAUAUAUAUAUUUUAAGCUUUAUCUGAAUGGCACUAUCCAGCCCAAAGUGUACUAAUUGAUCGUUUUGUUUUGUUUUUGGUAUAUUUUCAAUGAGUUAUACUUUUUUGGGAGACGACUGGGUAAUCUAAAUUACCAUGGUCAGAGGCACCAUGUCAAUACAUCUACAGUGGUACCUCAACGUACGAGCGAAUCGAGUCGUUGGUUUAAAAAAAAAAAAAAAUUGAGUUGCGAGCAAUUUGAAUGAUAGUUGGCGGCAGAGUUCGCCACACCAUCCACCCAGCAUCCCGUGUCUCGUUCACAAAUCAAAGCACACGUGUUACUCGUCGUAUAAACACUGGGGUUUAUGUUUAUCUGUCCACCCCACACACCCCCCGUCCCCUUCAAGCUGAGACAUUCCUUUUUGUGAAGACUUGGAUGUGCAAUGUGAUGUCAUUAGAGGCCAGUCGGGCUUGGUUCAUUGACAAUGUCAAUAUUCAUUGCACAAAGAUGGCUGCCGCUUUGUCGUAUGCACCUCCUCCACCCAACCCCACCCGAGAGGAAACAAAGUGUCACAGCAGCACAAAGGGGUGGGGAUUGCAGUGACAAUUGAAAAUCCCGCCCGCCCCUUGCAUUUCUUCUACUUCCUGUUGCCGGUUUCCAAUGGGGGAAUCACAUACACGACUGUUUUGAGGGCCUUAGAUUGGGGGCUGUACUGUAGCAGUAUUUAUGGAGCAAAGAAAAAAAAAAAAAACAGGACAUAGCACCAAAAUGACAAAGUGCCCUUUUAUGUUCUUAUCAAUCAUGCACUUUUUUCCUUUCCUGUGUUCUUUCUGUACAAAAGACAAAAAUAUCAUUAUCGGAUCUA